This is a messenger RNA of Megalopta genalis, 1950 nucleotides long. RefSeq lists its product as uncharacterized. Gene Ontology annotation, cellular component: axon; membrane; dendrite. Gene Ontology annotation, biological process: male courtship behavior; sensory perception of taste; chemosensory behavior. The record is from RefSeq and is a predicted model, not a curated record. NCBI's taxonomy places the organism in Eukaryota, Metazoa, Arthropoda, Insecta, Hymenoptera, Halictidae.
AUCGUUGUUAGUAUGAAAAAAAGUGGCAAACACGCUGGUAUCGUAAACGGACGGAUCCGUGUACCGUCGCGAUAAUUAUACUUUUUUAUUAACGAAACAUUGGGCGUUGAGAGAAGAUCUCGUCACAGCGAAGUGCGAUCCAAGAUGAAAGAUAUUGGAGGAAAGUGUCGCAGCGAUUCCAGCGUAGAGAAAACAGAAUUAUCGAAUAAAUAAAGAGGAACAAUUAUAAAAAAGAAGGAAAUAUUGUGAAUAAAGGAAUCUGUUUUAAUUGGCGACAAGCGUAGAGGAAGAAAUUAUUGAAGAGAACAAAGAAGGAGCGAAGGACGCGUUGAACGUCAAGAAUAAUUAUCUAAUUGUCUGUUACAUUAUUAUCUAAUUGUCUAAUUUACAUAUUAUUGUCCGAGCAAUAAGGAUUGGGAGAGGCAGCUUUUGCGGCGGGGAAAUAAAGAACAAAGCGCGAAUGAUUGAGAAGAGAUGAAAAAUCGUUGAGAAGAUUUUAUCGUCGCUAGAGGAGCGCGACGCGGAAUUUCGACUUUUCAAAAAGAAAGUGAAAGAAUGGAAGUAACUAGUUUCACAAGUGCUACACGGAUCGUCGUUGCAGUGAAUCGUAUAACUGCAUUGAGGCCGCUCCGCGAUUCCGACACGAAGUUAUGGAGCCUGUUGAACUAUUCCUACAAAAUGAUCGUGGUGUUCUCAACGAGCUACGUUAUGUACUUGAUCUACCUGUACAGGCUGUCCACGGUUCUGCUGGGAGUGGAUUGCGUGGUUUAUUUGUCACUGAGAGUCGCCAACUAUCUGUGCUUCGUCUUCAUACACGUCUUGGGCUGCUAUCAUUCAGAGGAGGUGCCAGUGUUGAAUCGAAAGAUCGCCGACUUGGAGGAGAACAUAACGAAGCUGGGCGUCGUCACCAAUUAUCGUGUAAUACUCUUCUGGAUAAUAGCGACCUACAGCGUAACGUGUUUGCAUAUGUUACUGCUUUACGGAUUAUGCGGAUACUGGGUCUGGGACAUGUAUUUGAUGCUGCAACAGGUUUUCUUCAAUCAUAUAUCGAACAUCGGCGCGCAGGUCCACCUGGACUUUUUGACAUACGUCUGUUGGCUCAGAUGCAGCUUCAAGCAAACAAACGAUCUCUUGAGGAAAUUCCUGGUGGACGGUCAUCAGAUAAAGACGGAGGACACGAGCAACGAAAUCACCGAAACUAAAUCGAAUCGAGCAGCCGUUAAAACAUAUCAAAGCAAAUGGAUGCCCGAUUUUUCGGUGCGUCGGACGCAGGUUGUCCCGUUCAAAAAGAUUCCCAGCGUGAAAAACGAACUGCAGUCGGUAAAAAAAGUUCGUAUGCUUCAAGAAAUCAGAUGCAUCCACUUGCACCUGUGCAGAAUCAUGAAAGCGGUGAACAGCACGUUCGACUCGCAACUCACGAUCCACUCGUUCGUGGCCAUCAUAAAUCUCGUCGCGAUUUUAUACCAAGUCUACAUUGAAUUCGAAGAUCCCAAUGUGAACGCAUUCGUGGUUGGCACAGCUCUGAUCGAAGUAAUGGAUAGCCUUUACGUAUGGAUGAAGAUCUUUGUAAUGAGCUACGUCUGCGAAAACACCGCCAAGGAGACGAAAAACGUGGUGGAGAUCAUCCACGAGUGCUCCAUCACCGAUUUUGACACCGAAUUGAAGGAUGAGAUCCUACAGUUCUCCCUGCAACUGUCGCUGAACCAAGUCGGCAACACGAAGUCCGAGUUCUUCCGUUUGAAUUUCAACUUCAUACGACAGUGCGUCAGCUCGAUAACUACAUAUCUUGUCAUCCUGAUACAAUGGACGCAGGCUAUACAACCGGAUCGCCCGUCUUCAAGCGUAAAUGCUACCAAAGUGGUUCCCAAAUAAUUCAAUAUCCCGAUCAUAGAGGAACGAGUAAUCUGUAACAAUAGAACUUCCGAAACAAUUGAGAUUACUGGACAAGAA